CACCCCCACUCAUUUCCCUCACCACUUUCUCUCUCUAGAAAUUCUCUUUUGGGGUUCAAACAUUUUCGAAGAUUUUGCAUUGUGUGAAAAUUGUUGCAAGAUAGUGUGAUAUACAAACAUAAAUUCGUUAUGAUUGUGAUGAGAUUUGGUUGAGCUGAUUUUGAAAUUAAGAAGAAAUGCCAUUCAGCAGAUAUCAGAUACGAAAUGAGUUCAGUUUGGCUGAUCCAGAGCUGUACAAAGCAGCGGAUAAAGAUGACCCUGAGGCUUUACUUGAAGGUGUUGCCAUGGCCGGUCUCGUUGGCGUUCUCCGUCAGCUCGGUGACCUAGCCGAGUUUGCAGCAGAGAUUUUCCAUGGUUUGCAUGAAGAAGUAAUGGUAACUGCCACCAGAGGCCAUGGAUUACUGGUACGUGUUCAACAGCUUGAAUCAGAUUUCCCUGCAAUUGAAAGGGCAUUUUUGUCACAAACAGGCCAUUCAGCAUUCUUCUCCAGUUCAGGUAUUGGUUGGCAUCCUAAUUUGCAAACAGAGCAAAAUCUUAUUACAAGGGGAGAUUUACCUCGAUUUGUCAUGGAUUCUUAUGAAGAAUCUCGUGGGCCCCCUCGGUUGUUUCUUCUAGACAAGUUUGAUAUUGCUGGAGCUGGGGCAUGCUUAAAACGUUACACUGAUCCAUCAUUUUAUAAAGUGGAGGCAUCUUCAUUUGAAAUGAGGAACACAGAAGCUCAAAGGGGCAAAAAUGUCCGUAAAACAAAGAAAAAAGGAUCAAAAUGGAAAAAUGGAGAGACUCCUGAUGUUUUUCAGCCAUCACAUGUCAAACUUCAUCAAUUACUCCUUGAAGAGCGCAUGCAAAAUGUAACAAGCUACAUGGAGACUUUAUUAACUUCUCCACCUGAGGAUAAACUUGUCCAUGAAGUACCUGUUCAACCCGUGCUUGAAACACAUGACGAGGGUAAUAUGGUCAAUUCACCUAGUCAAAAUGGAAGCCCAUUUGAAUCUCCAAGUGUGGAUAAAUCAGUCUCUAUGGAGCACAUGAAUAACAUGCCCGGAAUCAUGAUUCCGGAGCUUCCGGAAAAUGAAACCGAGGGCAAUUCCGGAAUUGAGGAGGAGGAGGUGGAAGAGAAGCACAUAUCUGUUGAAGGGAAUCACAAAGUCAAUGAUGGUUAUCAAUCCGAUGAUGUUGUAAGUGAGGGAGAAAAUUACGUGGAUGCCCUUGCUACAAUGGAGUCAGAAAUCGAAACGGAAACUGAACUUAGAACUAAUUCUGAUGCGAAUUUAGAACAGAUUCAAUCACAAUUUUCAGAUUCUCAAUUAGGUGAUGAGAUUGAGAAUUGGCUUAAUUAG
This is a messenger RNA of Lactuca virosa, 1337 nucleotides long. NCBI's taxonomy places the organism in Eukaryota, Viridiplantae, Streptophyta, Magnoliopsida, Asterales, Asteraceae. The record is from the annotation of a GenBank genome assembly.